CCCACCGUUAGUACUAUCAAGUUGAGACCCACACGAAAAAACGACGACGACCCGCCUAACGACGAACGACUUUCCGCGCCCCACCCGCCCUACGCCCAAUUUCCGGUACUUCCGCAUCUACAAUAAAUCAACAUGGAGUCAACCAAGGUCGCCGUUAAGCUUGUCAAGGUUUCGAAGGUCCUCGGACGUACCGGAUCCCGUGGAGGAGUGACCCAGGUCCGCGUUGUGUUCCUCGACGACACGACCCGAUCGAUCAUCCGUAACGUCAAGGGACCCGUCCGCGAGCACGACAUCCUGUGCCUCCUCGAGUCCGAGCGCGAGGCCCGCAGACUGCGAUAAACGGCGCAAACAAAAAAUGGGCAUCUGUUGAGGAGGAGGAUCGUUGUAGGGAUGGGGCAAGGGGGAAUGGUGAUUAUGAAAAGUGGGGGGGAAAGGUUGCGCUGCUGCUGUUUUUUCACCCCAACACAUGUCAUUCUCUGGUUCCGUAAUUGCAAAAAAACGGAUCACUUCCCCACCAUAUUACCAUCUUCCUUCUACUACGAAUGCUGGCUGGCUGUUGCGAUACUGGUGUUCAUUCCUUUUUCUGAUUUUCUGGGCGCGCAAGGUGGAAUUUGGGGUUGGAUAAUGCAAAAUACACACUCACGCGCGUCCACGAUC
Tricharina praecox is the source of this 657-nucleotide messenger RNA. RefSeq names its product ribosomal protein S28e. Bases 133 to 339 code for a protein of 68 amino acids. NCBI's taxonomy places the organism in Eukaryota, Fungi, Ascomycota, Pezizomycetes, Pezizales, Pyronemataceae. The transcript has 3 exons. Gene Ontology annotation, biological process: maturation of SSU-rRNA; ribosomal small subunit assembly; translation. Gene Ontology annotation, molecular function: structural constituent of ribosome. The record is from RefSeq and is a predicted model, not a curated record. Gene Ontology annotation, cellular component: ribosome; cytosolic small ribosomal subunit.